GUUAAACCAAAGUCGACUCAAAGUUUAGCUUCAGAUUUGCUCCCCGUGUAAAAACAGCCGUGCUGCCGAGUGGCGCGCCUCUGAGCGGCUUUAGCAGACGUUGAAUUUCACAUGAAGCUGUCAGUUUACUUUUAACCGAGCCGUGCCGAGCCGUGCCGAGCUUGGAGGUUUUCUUUUUUUUGUUUUUUAUACCGACUCCUGAGACUGAAGAAGACCGCUGGGAGCUGCCAGGGGAGCGGACGUUGACGCUCACGGACACUGACAGCCACCAUGUCAGGUUUAGCUCUACAGAGCGGGAACCUGCAGGGGCUGGAUGAGGGGGACAUUCUCGAUCCAGAGUUUCAGCAGCGCCUGGAGGACGCCCGUACUCUCAUCAGGCAGGAAAUCCAGAGGGAGCUGAAGAUCAAGGAGGCGGCAGAGAGGCUGCGUAGAGCCGUCACCAACCGCAAGAGCGCAGCCAACGUGGAGGGUCAGCUGAAGGCCUCAAGCCGCAAGCUGGAGAAGUUACACUGGGAGCUGCAGGAGCUCAAUGCUCGGUCCAUGGCUACAGAGAAGGACAGCACCACAGGUUCAUCAGACGAAGUCGACAAUCAGUCGUCAGAGUCGUGUCAGUGGGAAGAAGUCACGUCACCUCUGGCCCAUCGAGUCCGGACUUUAAAGAAACAGCUGACCAUGGAGACUAAAGUCAAACAGGGAGCAGAGAACAUCAUCCAGACCUACACCAACGGAUCCAUCAAAGACAGAAAAAUGCUGUCCACAGCCCAGCAGAUGCUCCAGGACAGCCGCACAAAGAUCGAGCUGCUGCGAAUGCAGAUCAUCAAAGUCAGUCAGGUCCGAGAAGGAGAGCGGGACAGCUCAAUGGGUCAGCCUGACGACACGGUCAGCUCUCUGGAGCUGCGUGUGGCUGAACUCAUGCAUCACAUGAAGAUUGAAUCGGCCGUCGCUGAAGGAGCCAAAAAUGUGGUGAAGCAGCUGAGCAGCAGGAAGAUCCAGGACCGCAGGAUCCUGGCAGAGGCUCAGGCCCGUAUGGAGGAGUCCUCUCAGAAGGUGGAUUUGCUGCGUCUUUCUCUGGAGAGACGUUUGAAUGAACUUCCUCAGAACCAUCCCAAACACGCCGAGAUUGAAGAGGAGCUCGCUUCAGGAACGCCACCAUUGUUUGGAACACCAAAGAAACAAUCCGGCACUCCAUCUUCGUGCUCUUCUUCAUCGUCCUUCUUCAAACCAGCCAGUAUAACAGGUCGAUUGGAGGUGUGUCUAAAAGGAUGUCAGGACCUGUUAGAGUCCGUUCCAGGCCGCAGUCGUGUGACGAGCGCCUCCUCCUCUCAGAGCGUCUCAGAAAAAUCUCUAAAGGUGAGAUCCGGCCUAUCAGGACGCAGCGUCAAUGGGAAGUCUGCAAAGUCUGACGAGCUCUCCUCCGAGGUGAGCGUGGUGUUGAAGGUUGACAACCGGGUUGUUGGUCGGACACACUGGAGGCCGCUGGGAAACGAAGCCUGGGAUCAGAGCUUCAGCAUCGAACUGGAACGGUCCAGGGAGCUGGAGAUCGCCGCCUACUGGAGGGACUGGCGAGCACUGGGUGGAGUGAAGUUUCUGCGUCUGGAGGAUUUCCUGGAUAAUCGUCGGCACGGGAUGUGUCUGCAGCUGGAGCCUCAGGGCGUCCUCUUCAUUGAGGUGACGUUCAUCAAUCCUGUCAUUGAGCGUCCCUCUAAACUCCAGAGACAGAGGAGAAUCUUCCCCAAAGAGAAAGGGAAGGACUUCCUGCGCGCCGCUCAGAUGAACAUGAAUUUUGCGACUUGGGGCCGUCUGAUGAUGAGCAUCCUUCCUCCUCCCUGCAGCUCUCUGGAGCCCAUGAGCCCUCCGUUAGCCGUGACCAACUCUGGCUCCGCGUCCUCCAUCACAUCUCCUCCGAGGGAGCCUGCUGUAGUGAAUCUAAACUUCACUGAGGAACAGCCCAGCAGAUCUCCUCAGAGAUCGAGGAAGAACAAAGACUCUCCAUCUCCUCCUGAGAACAAGAGCCCAAAGAGACAACCUUCAAUUCAGUCGACGCCACGAAAAGACGGAGGACUACAGAUGGAUGACUUUAACUGUAUCUCAGUGCUGGGACGGGGUCACUUUGGAAAGGUGCUGCUAGCAGAGUAUAAAAAGUCUGGAAAACUUUAUGCCAUCAAAGCUCUGAAGAAGGGAGACAUUGUGACACGAGACGAAGUCGACAGCCUGGUGUGUGAGAAGCGGAUCUUCGAGGUCAUCAACACCUCCCGCCACCCGUUCCUGGUCAAUCUGUACGGCUGCUUCCAGACCGCCGACCACGUCUGCUUCGUGAUGGCGUACUCACCUGGAGGAGACCUGAUGACGCACAUCCACACGAGCAUCUUCACUGAGAAGCAGACGCUGUUUUAUUCUUCCUGCGUGCUGCUCGGCCUCGAGUUCCUCCACCAGAACAAAAUCGUCUACAGGGAUCUGAAGCUCGAUAAUCUGCUGAUGGAUGCUGACGGAUACGUUCGGAUCGCCGACUUUGGUCUCUGCAAAGAAGGUAUGGGUCAUGGAGACCGAACCUCCACAUUCUGUGGUACUCCUGAGUUUUUGGCCCCAGAGGUUCUAACAGACAACAACUACACCCGCUGUGUGGACUGGUGGGGUCUGGGAGUGCUCAUCUAUGAGAUGCUGGUGGGAGAGUCUCCCUUUCCUGGUGAUGAUGAGGAGGAAGUGUUCGACAGCAUCGUCAACGAUGACGUCCGAUACCCUCGCUUCCUCUCUCCUCAGUCGGUGUCUCUCAUCCAGAAGCUGCUGCAGAAGAAUCCGGAGAUGAGACUCGGAGCGGGAGAAGAGGACGCCGCUGAGAUCAAAAGGCACAAAUUCUUCCAGGCCAUGGACUGGAACGCCCUGCUGGCUAAAAAGGUGAAGCCUCCGUUCCUGCCCGUCAUAAGAGCGCCUAAAGACGUGAGCAACUUCGACGAGGAGUUUACCCGCCUCAAACCCGUCCUGACCCUCCCCCGCACCGCCUGCGUCCUCACGGCGGAGCAACAGGAGAUCUUUGCUGACUUUGACUUCUCUUACAUGAGAUGACCGGAGGAUUCAGCCUCACCGCUGCCGCCAAAUCACCGCUGUCUACAUUUUUAUCACCUAUUAAGUGCCUAUGAAACACCAGUCCUGCCUUUUUCAUGUGUGCAGCUCGUUUACUGGAAACACUGCCGAGUCCGUCAGACACUCUACCUGCACUUUCAACACAAACCUCGUCUGAUUGAAUCGUUUUAUAUUUUUGUCUGCCAAAGUUCUGAAAACAAGUGCAUUCAAAAACCUGUAUUCCUCCUCAGAUCAGACAGCUCUAAAUGUACUGUUAAUACUUGUGCAAUAAUGCAUUUUUGCUUCCUUGUUUUUUAGGAGAUGUACAUUUUUCUAGUGAGACAUCAGCACUGCCCUCCUGAUCCAAAGUGUAAAUAUUUCUGAUCUAGAAAAAGAAUUGAUCUGUUUACUAAAAGCUUCGUAUGUCCGUCUGUUGAUGAUCUUUUGUAUGUUUUCUAAUAUAAUUCAUAAAAACACUACCAUGAAGAUUAUGCUUGUAUGGGACCAACCAGUCUGGAUGGAAAGUGUAAACUACAUGAAGGAAAAAUGAAUAAAUUUAUGAAUCUGCUGGA
Messenger RNA from Cheilinus undulatus (humphead wrasse), 3629 nucleotides. It is a transcript of the gene pkn3, whose product is annotated as protein kinase N3. Bases 271 to 3060 code for a protein of 929 amino acids. Lineage: Eukaryota; Metazoa; Chordata; Actinopteri; Labriformes; Labridae. The record is from RefSeq and is a predicted model, not a curated record. The transcript has 22 exons. Gene Ontology annotation, biological process: protein phosphorylation; signal transduction. Gene Ontology annotation, molecular function: protein serine/threonine kinase activity; small GTPase binding; ATP binding.